UAUGGGGGUGGGGGGGAUCCCCACGCUGAGAGCGCGAUCGCUCCUCCCAAGUCUGCAGAGCGGAGGCGCGCGACCCCAGGAUCAAGGGUUCAGUGGUGCAGGGACAGUCAGCCGCAAGCCUUUAUCUCUCCAAAUCCCACUGUGUGCUCCUGCACUAUGCUGAGGGCUUCCUCCUUUCCCGCCCUUCCCGGUCACCUGGGCGCGAUCAGGUUGAAUCGACCAAAGCGAUGGUUAUGGAGAAGCCUAGUCCCCUGCUGGUCGGGCGGGAGUUUGUGCGACAGUACUACACCCUGCUGAACCAGGCCCCGGACAUGCUGCACAGAUUUUAUGGAAAGAACUCUUCCUAUGCCCACGGGGGCUUGGAUUCCAACGGGAAGCCAGCGGAUGCAGUCUACGGGCAGAAGGAAAUCCACAGGAAAGUGAUGUCACAAAACUUCACCAACUGCCAUACCAAGAUCCGCCACGUGGAUGCUCACGCCACUCUGAACGACGGGGUGGUGGUCCAAGUGAUGGGGCUACUGUCCAACAAUAACCAGGCUCUACGGAGGUUCAUGCAGACCUUUGUCCUUGCUCCUGAGGGCUCUGUUGCCAACAAAUUCUAUGUUCACAACGACAUCUUCAGAUACCAAGAUGAGGUCUUUGGUGGCUUUGUCACCGAGCCUCAGGAGGAAUCUGAGGAAGAAGUAGAAGAACCUGAAGAAAGACAGCAGACACCUGAGGUGGUGCCUGAUGAUUCUGGAACUUUCUAUGAUCAGACUGUCAGCAAUGACUUGGAGGAGCAUUUAGAGGAACCUGUUGUGGAGGCAGAACCGGAGCCGGAGCCGGAGCCAGAACCAGAACCUGUGCCUGACAUCCAAGAGGACAAGCCUGAGCCUGCAUUGGAGGAAGCUGCUCCGGAGGAUGUGCAAAAGAGCACUUCCCCAGCCCCAGCAGAUGUCGCCCCAGCACAGGAGGACUUGAGGACAUUUUCUUGGGCAUCUGUGACUAGUAAGAACCUUCCUCCCAGUGGGGCUGUUCCAGUGACAGGGACACCACCUCAUGUGGUAAAAGUGCCGCCUUCACAGCCCCGUCCAGAAUCUAAGCCUGAAUCUCAGAUUCCACCACAAAGGCCUCAGAGAGAUCAGAGAGUUCGAGAGCAACGGAUCAAUAUCCCUCCUCAGAGGGGACCCCGGCCAAUCCGUGAGGCUGGUGAAGCAGGAGAUGUGGAGCCUCGGAGGAUGGUGAGGCACCCUGACAGUCACCAGCUCUUCAUUGGGAACCUUCCACAUGAGGUUGACAAGUCGGAAUUGAAGGACUUUUUCCAAAAUUAUGGGAACGUGGUGGAGUUGCGCAUUAACAGUGGUGGGAAGUUACCCAACUUCGGUUUUGUUGUGUUUGAUGAUUCUGAGCCUGUUCAGAAGGUCCUUAACAACAGGCCCAUCAUGUUCCGAGGUGCGGUCCGUCUGAACGUGGAAGAAAAGAAGACCCGUGCUGCCAGGGAAGGAGACCGCAGGGAUAACCGCCUUCGGGGACCCGGAGGCCCCCGUGGUGGCCCGAGUGGUGGGAUGAGAGGCCCUCCCCGAGGAGGCAUGGUGCAGAAACCAGGCUUUGGUGUGGGCAGGGGCAUUACAACUCCAAGGCAGUGAAUUGCUUGGCCCAGAUCUCCACACAGCACACAGCCCUGGCUCCUGCAGAAUGGUGAAUUCCUUCAACCAGCCUUUGGUGUCUCAGAGUAGUCUAUUAUAAACUGCUCGAGUUUGUACAAUUUUAAUUUCGCUUGUGUUCAUGGUGUGUGCCCCUCCACUCCCCCUUUCCUCCCUGACCUUUUAGUCCUUCACUUCCAGUUUUCCGGAACGAUACUUUAGGAGGAGUAGGUUUUUAAAGAAGAGGGAGGCUCGCCUUCCUGCCCACACCGCAGAUACAGACUGGAGUUUAACAGCCAUUCCCCAAGGAGCGCGUCUCGCUUUUCACUGACAGUGGAUGUUUCAUUUGUUGGGAGACACGGAUUUGAUAAACGUUUUGGAAGCAGGAAAAUCCAUAUUACCUGUCGAGAGUCACGACUCCUUUCUGGUGUGGAAAAAUUGCCUUUUGGCAACUGCCGCUGGGUCCCUGCUGGUGUGGCUAACUGAAUAAAAGGUGUUUCCAGAA
Peromyscus eremicus (cactus mouse) is the source of this 2127-nucleotide messenger RNA. RefSeq names its product G3BP stress granule assembly factor 1 (gene G3bp1). Gene Ontology annotation, cellular component: cytosol; ribonucleoprotein complex. NCBI's taxonomy places the organism in Eukaryota, Metazoa, Chordata, Mammalia, Rodentia, Cricetidae. The record is from RefSeq and is a predicted model, not a curated record. The transcript has 12 exons. Gene Ontology annotation, molecular function: mRNA binding. The coding region runs from base 228 to 1625 and encodes 465 amino acids.